Molecule: messenger RNA, 533 nt
Organism: Brassica rapa (field mustard)
Lineage: Eukaryota; Viridiplantae; Streptophyta; Magnoliopsida; Brassicales; Brassicaceae
Product: ubiquitin-conjugating enzyme E2 20
Source: RefSeq, a predicted model, not a curated record
UCAAUGAAUUUUAAAAUGGGCCUUAACAACCCGGGAGUAUCGGCUUUCCCUGAGGAAGACAACAUCUUCUGUUGGAAAGGGGCAAUAAAAGGAAGCAAAGAGACUGUGUUUGAAGGAACUGAGUACAGACUCUCACUCUCUUUCUCCAAUGACUAUCCUUUCAAGCCUCCAAAGAUCAAGUUCCAGACUACUUGCUUCCACCCCAAUGUUGAUGUCUAUGGCAAUAUCUGCUUGGACAUUCUUCAGGAUAAAUGGUCAUCUGCUUAUGAUGUGAGGACAAUACUACUAUCAAUCCAGAGUCUUCUGGGAGAACCGAACAUCAGCUCACCAUUGAACACUCAAGCAGCUCAGCUCUGGAGCAACCAAGAAGAGUAUAGGAAGAUGCCUCCCACCAGUGCAUGAUUCAAUCAACAGAAGAAGCACAUUGAUUUGUUUUUUAUUAUUUGUUUUUCUGUAACAAUUAUCGUUCAGUUUUAUUUUUGAGCCAAAUAGUGACAUAAAAUAAUGUGAACGAGUGAGUUUUGAUUUGAGUA